This is a messenger RNA of Scatophagus argus, 3533 nucleotides long. It is a transcript of the gene hspa4a, whose product is annotated as heat shock protein 4a. The transcript is spliced from 19 exons. Gene Ontology annotation, molecular function: ATP binding; ATP-dependent protein folding chaperone. Lineage: Eukaryota; Metazoa; Chordata; Actinopteri; Scatophagidae. Gene Ontology annotation, biological process: protein folding. Gene Ontology annotation, cellular component: nucleus; cytosol. Bases 212 to 2731 code for a protein of 839 amino acids. The record is from RefSeq and is a predicted model, not a curated record.
ACUGCACCCUUCCAGUUCAGAUUGGUGCAUAUCAGUGACACCGGCAACAGUGAGCCGUGUGGAUUAUGACGAGAAGUAGCCCUACUUAAUACAGCUCAACUACUUCACCUGACUUUUACAUCCUUUUAAAUAGGCAGCUUUACGUUUGUUUUAUUUUUCUACGGUCGGCUGUAGACAACGUGAUAGCUAGAAAACAUCCGUAUCGCUGAAAAUGUCAGUGGUUGGAUUUGACUUGGGCUUUCAGAGCUGCUAUGUGGCUGUAGCCCGAGCUGGAGGAAUCGAGACAAUCGCCAAUGAGUACAGUGACAGAUGUACACCGUCAUUUGUGUCAUUUGGUCCACGAAAUCGAGCUAUAGGAGCAGCUGCAAAGAGCCAGGUGGUGACCAACUGUCAGAACACGGUACAAGGCUUCAAGCGAUUUCAUGGCCGGGCUUUUGCAGACCCCUAUGUCCAGUCAACCAAGUCUAACCUGGUGUACAAACUGGCACAGUUGCCCUCUGGAGCCACUGGUAUAAAAGUGAUGUACAUGGAGGAGGAGAAAGUGUUCAGCAUCGAGCAGGUGACUGGGAUGCUGCUGACCAAACUGAAGGAGACUGCUGAAAGUGCACUGAAGAAACCGGUUGCAGAUUGUGUCAUCUCGGUCCCGAGCUAUUUCACCGAUGCAGAGAGGAGAUCUGUCAUGGAUGCGGCUCAGAUCGCAGGCCUCAACUGCCUACGACUAAUGAAUGAGACCACUGCAGUGACUCUGGCAUAUGGCAUCUAUAAGCAGGACCUGCCAGCUCCAGAAGAGAAGCCCAGGAUAGUGGUGUUUGUGGAUGUGGGCCAUUCGGGUUACCAGGUGUCAGUUUGUGCCUUCAACAAGGGAAAGCUCAAGAUCCUGGCUACUGCGUUUGAUUCGGAGCUUGGCGGCAAGGACUUUGACGACAUUCUGGUCAACCACUUCUGCGAGGAGUUUGCAAAGAGGUACAAGCUGGACGUGAAGUCCAAGCCCCGGGCUCUGGUGCGACUCUAUCAAGAGUGUGAGAAGCUCAAGAAGCUGAUGAGUGCCAACUCCUCCGACCUGCCUCUCAACAUUGAGUGCUUCAUGAAUGACAUUGACGUUUCGGGUAAACUGAACAGAGGUCAGUUUGAGGAGAUGUGUGCGGGGCUGCUGGCCAAAGUAGAGGGUCCCCUUCGCAGCGUCAUGGAACAAGCCAAGCUGAAAAAGGAGGACAUCUAUGCAGUGGAGAUCGUGGGCGGAGCCUCCAGAAUUCCCGCCAUCAAAGAGAGGGUCGCCAAGUUUUUCGGCAAAGAGCUGAGCACCACCUUGAAUGCAGACGAGGCCGUGGCCAGAGGCUGCGCUCUGCAGUGUGCUAUCUUGUCACCAGCAUUCAAAGUCAGGGAGUUCUCCAUCACAGAUGUUGUCCCCUACUCCAUCUCCCUGAAAUGGAAUUCAGCCGCAGAGGAGGGACUGAGUGAUUGCGAGGUUUUCCAUAAGAACCACGCAGCUCCAUUCUCCAAAGUUUUGACUUUCUUCCGGAAAGAACCCUUCACCCUUGAAGCUUACUACAACAACCCAAAGGAGUUGCCCUACCCCAACAGCUCUAUAGGGCAAUUCCUGAUCAAGAAUGUGGUUCCUCAGGCGUCUGGGGAGAGUGCAAAGGUCAAGGUGAAAGUUCGGGUCAACGUUCACGGGAUGUUCAGUGUAGCAAACGCCUCGCUAGUAGAGGUUGUGAAAACCGCUGAGGGAGAAGAGCCAAUGGAGACAGACCAGAUAGUGAAGGAAGAGGAGAACAAAAUGCAGGUGGACCAGGAGGAUCAGAAACUUCAGGCUGGAGACUACGGAGACAAGAAAUCAGAGGCAGAGGAGAUGGAGACGACAACAGAGGAUGCCAAAGAAAAGAAGAAUGACCAGCCCCCUCAGGCAAAGAAGCCCAAAGUGAAAACGAAGACAGUGGAGCUGCCUAUAGAGAACAAUUUACACUGGCAGCUGUCCCCCGAUGUACUAAAUAUGUUCGUGGAGAAUGAGGGUAAGAUGAUCAUGCAGGAUAAGCUAGAGAAGGAGAGGAACGACGCAAAGAACAACGUAGAGGAGUACGUGUAUGACAUGAGGGAUAAACUGCACGGUGUCCUGGAGAAGUUUGUGAAUGAAGCCGAUCGUGACGUAUUUUCAUUAAAACUGGAGGACACAGAGAACUGGCUGUAUGAAGAUGGAGAGGACCAACAGAAACAAGUUUACAUUGACAAACUGGCUGAACUUAAGAAACUUGGCCAGCCAAUUCAUGAGAGAUACAUGGAAGCUGAGGAGAGGCCAAAAGCAUUUGAGGAGCUUGGCAGACAGAUCCAGCAGUUCAUGAAGAUCGUUGAAGCGUACAAGGCAAAGGAUGAGCAGUACGAUCACCUGGAUGAACUGGAAGUGACUCGGGUGGACAAGCAUGUGAAUGAUGCCAUGGUGUGGAUGAACAGCAUGAUGAAUCAGCAGAAUAGUCAGGACCUCACACUAGAACCUGUGGUCAAAGUUCAAGAGAUCCAGGCCAAGACUAAGGAGCUUUAUUCAGCCUGCAACCCCGUGGUUUCCAAACCCAAACCCAAGCCCAAGGUGGAGCCUCCUAAGGAGGAGAAGACAGAGAACGGGCCUGUCAAUGGGCAGGAGGCAACAGAGAACCAGCCGUGCAACCCCGACAAAGCCACAUCUGCAGGCACGGAACAGGGACCAGCGGAGAACAAGCUCCCCGAAAUGGACAUUGCCUAACUGUUGCAGCUGCCACCUCUGAGUUUCACCUUCGUUUGUCCUACUACCGGCCCUCAGUUCUGUCAUUCUGAGAUUACCACCGAUGGCACAGCAGUCUCUCUCUUGAAGACGCAGACAGGGGCGUCCCUAAUCAGUACUAUUCAUCAGUCAGCCUCCUCAUUUCUCAUUUUCUCUGAUGAAUAUUGCAUUGCAUUGACUACUUUAUGACAUAAAAGUUGUGGGAUGGAUGCUUUUGCCGUAUUGCCAUUAUGUUAUAGAUUGUUUUGUUCAGUGUCUUCUGAGCACAUUUAUGCUAAAGAAUGUCAGAUCUGAAAAAAAUUGUAAGCAAGUGGCUGGGCAGAAGAAAACUAGUAAUACACCCACGAUUCAUGAAAAUGUAAAAUACUGCAGUAUAUCUAAAUAAGGUAUAGACACAGUGGCACAUGCAGAAGAACAUGGAUUGUUCCAAGUUGUACAUGACAAGUAGUGCUUGUUUUUUUCCACUGCAGAUACUUCUAAGUGCUGGAUUAUAAUGUUUAAAGUUUAAAAGGACAAGAAGGAUGUUUUGUUGAGUUUACUUGUACUGUAUGUUAAAACGAGAUACUCUAAGUUACUGUCAUGCAGGAUUUCAUUGUUUGGCUUUCCUCUUUAAGAAGCAAUGGUCCUUUGGUUGUUCUCUGGUAGCCUUGUAUUGUUCUUUUUCUACUUAACAGUGUGAGGGCUGGUCCAACAAAUCACCUUCUGGGUGCUGCUGUUGUUGCCACAUCACCAAAAAAAAGCAAAAAUAAAUCUUGACCAAAAAAAAACAGCAUGUGGUGUGAGA